Periconia digitata is the source of this 888-nucleotide messenger RNA. The record is from the annotation of a GenBank genome assembly. Lineage: Eukaryota; Fungi; Ascomycota; Dothideomycetes; Pleosporales; Periconiaceae.
AUGCCGCUGGUGGAAUUGCAGGACGGUCCAUGGGAGUGGUGGGAUAUCAAAGACGCAGCUGAUAUCUUAUGGCGGUCUACCCUUGAUCCGGACAUUCACAACAUCGCCUCUGCUCUCCAAUCGCACUACCAGAAUCCGCAACUGGAAGUGACAGAGCUCAUUACUGGAAUAAAUGCCAGCCGUAGAGGGAUUGUGGUAUGCAAUGGCGAGAAAAUUACGAUUGCUUUUCUUGGUUGUGAUUCCAAUGAGUUGCACAUGAACAUGUGGGUCUUCGCGAAAGGUCCUUCAUGGUGGGACAUACCAUAUCCGGUGUAUGAGAACGGGCAUCAAGUACACAGCUUCUUUCGGGACAUGUGGCAUGCGAUGCGGAUAGCAGCAUAUGAUGCGAUCAACAUGGCAGUGGAGUCAAUGGCGGCACGCGGUUCAUCACCGAAGCAGAUUAUAAUCACUGGGUUUUCAAUGGGUGGCGGAAUCAGCAUUCUUGCCUUCUCCGAAAUUCUCGAAAGGAUCAGAAACAGGUGGGGUUCAGGGUCAGAUUCUCCCCAGCCAUGGGCAAAAGAUGAGAAUCUUGGGUCGCUUGUUCAGCACCUUACUUUUGCCGCUGUGUCUGCUGGGGACUUUGGCUAUUAUUCAGCUCUGAAUCGCUUGUACGAAAAACAUCAUAUCCGUGCAUGGGACUUUUUCAAUCAUCGCGAUAUUACGGUUCAUAUUCAUCACAUUCAAUUUCGGACUUGGAGAGGACAUCGAUAUACAUUGCCCGAAGCUGUUGUUAGACCUUUCUCCAAUGAAUUCGGUGGACAAGGUCAUAAUAUCCUGGGAUAUUUGAAGGCUGCAGAGUGGAUGUGCGAACACGGGACUGAUCAAGUGAAAUCGGAAUACAGAUACUGA